UCUAGAUCUAGAAACCAAGAUUUUGUGGUUCUUCCCCGCGGGAAAUAGAGCUAUGAAGGUGACGAUAAGGUGUAAUUCACGAAUUUUAUUUAAUAUGGCGUCAAGUUAACUUUUACAGGCUGUAGCUUUCAAGAGAUACAGGUGGAAGGUGUUACAAGAUUAUUUGGUUUUAUCAACUGAGUUAAAAAGUACAUUGGCCACCGUAAAGAGUUUCUAAAGCAGAUUUUAGUACUCUGAGAAGCCAAAGAGAGGCCAAAAAACACUGAGAACAUUUUAUCAUGAAUGUAAGCCGACAGAUCUCCCGAUCCUCAAAAUUCCUCAAUUCCACGAUUCCAAAAUUUCUUAUCGUUGACAAGGGGCUUUACUAUGACGUCAUUUGGCUCACACAGAAUGUAGCUAUCACGCUAACACAGGUUCUCUUCUGAACAGUUUCUUAUGCAUAAAACCCUAAAAAAUGUCUCUUUUAAUGGAUAAGUUAAACCGCAUUCUGCAACUUUUCAGUGUUACACUUCUUCAUGUCGUGCAAUUCUCUGGAGCCACACACAUCCCAGGCAUUAUCAUCCUGUAUCAACUGUUCUUUUAUACACCUUUGUGGCCGUUUGUGCUUCUUUAUGUAUCAUGGACGUAUCUUGCUGAGUGGAAAACCCCCGAACGCGGUGGAAGAGACUAUCUGAGGAAUUUCACGAGACGGCUUUCAAUUUUCAAGUUCAUGAGAGAUUACUAUCCUAUUACCCUCGUCAAAACUAGCGACCUCGAUCCACAGAAGAAUUAUAUCUUUGGAUAUCAUCCUCAUGGGGUUUUCACCGAGGGAGCAUCAAUAGGGUUGAAUACGGAAGCAUGUGGAUUUAGUGAAAAAUUCCCUGGAAUCAUUCCGCAUCUUUCCGUGACCUCAGUUAUAUUAAAACCGCUGUUAUACCGGGACGUGCUGAUGAGUCUUGGCGUAAUUGAUGUGUCACGUCACAGUUUGGAAUAUAAUCUGACGCAGAAGGGGACGGGACACUCGGUUGUCAUCGUUGUGGGAGGAGCAGCAGAGAUUCGUGAAAUGGGCUUUGACAGCUACGCGCUGAUAGUGAAACGACGGAAAGGAUUUAUCAAACUGGCUUUGCAAACCGGGUUGGUAUAUGACUCUGAGUUUCUCCUUAGCUAUACGACUGUCAAUCAUCUCAUGUUGCAGUCGUCUUAUCUUUCUUUCAUUUUAUCUGUUCUUAUAAUUCCUGGCAUAAGCUUACUUGUUGUUGGUAUAGUUAUACGAUUCCGAUCCUCCAAUACUCAGAGUUUUGAGACGGACUGUAAUCAAAUGAAGAUGUUAAUCAUUUUCAGGAGCGAUCUUGUUCCUGUGUUUGGCUUUGGACAGAAUAAUCUUUAUCGUGAUAUCAUUGGCGGUAGUAGAGUUUCCCAAUAUUCACGACUUCAGCUUUGGCUCUCAAAUUUUACUUCUUGGCUCAGAACUUGUUUUCUACCGAGUCGAUCUCCAAUCAACGUUGUCGUGGGAUCUCCCAUUUCUGUUUCCAAGGAUGAGAAUCCAACGCAGGAAGAGAUAGACAAACUUCACGCACGGUACAUAGACGAACUGAAAGAAUUGUACGAGAAAAAUAAGGAAAAUUAUCACCCAUCAGAGAGAUCUGAGUUGUUGAUAAUCUAGUUUACUACCAAGGAAGCUGCUUGAAGUUUUUUUUUUCAAGCCUCAAUAAAACUUCACUAACAUACAGUCGUUUUUAUUUGUUCUUCCUUGGAAAAGUCGUCCAU
Molecule: messenger RNA, 1746 nt
Organism: Stylophora pistillata
Lineage: Eukaryota; Metazoa; Cnidaria; Anthozoa; Scleractinia; Pocilloporidae
Product: 2-acylglycerol O-acyltransferase 2
Biological process (GO): triglyceride biosynthetic process
Cellular component (GO): endoplasmic reticulum membrane
Molecular function (GO): diacylglycerol O-acyltransferase activity
Source: RefSeq, a predicted model, not a curated record